AUGGAUGGGAUCGCCGUGGCCGGGCACCAACCCGUUCAGGUUCUUCGACCUGACAACAUGUUCUCUUCUUGUGGUUAGAUCAUGCGUCAGACACCACUAAAAUUGCCAUUCAAAUCUCUACAAUAAUUGGUAGAAAGAAUACCCAUAACAUUUGAGUAGCCCAAAGAUGAUUGUUUUAAAAACUUUAGUCAUUGGAGAAUGCAUAAAUUUAUAGAGAAAUUUGGGUCGCGUAUUUUUCAUAGUUAUUCAACGUUAAAAGAAAACGUAGCUAGAAAUUCCAAGUGUCAAAAGCUGACAAGGCACAUUUUUUUCUAAUUUCUACUCAGCUCGCUGUGGACGCCGCCAUGGAUACCCAGAAGAGAGUUCGUAAGUUGCUGUCAUCGUCGUCAUCACGGCCACUUCCGCCGCUGCUGUGUUCACCUCCGCCUGUCACUCAAGAGGGGAGCUCGCUGCCAUGCUCCCACUUCUGUGCUCUCCUCUGACUGUCACUCAAGAGUGGAGCUCGUUGCUUCCGCCGCUGUGCUGCAUCGUCGUCUGCCGUGCUCGCCUCCGCUUGUCACAUAAGGAUUAACAAUAAUUAUAUUAUAUUUGUUCUAGUGUACUCAGUUUCCUACUAAUUUUCCAUUCUAUAAAAUGACUUAUUCUAAUAAAUUAGAGGAUUUGUCACCUAAAUAUGACAAGAUAAUCUCGGAAAAUGACGCAUAAUUAGCUCUAAGAACUAGAAAUUGACAAGUUUAUGGUCCAAGUGCUCAGCUGAAGGGUUCAUCAACAUUUAAACUAGUUCAUGGGGAAGUAAAAUAAUAAAAAAAAACGGAAUAAUCUACAAAUAGAGAAAACCUUGGCAAUAUUGAAAUGUAAAACUAUAGAAAUAAAUAGUCAAACAUGCCCCGUGAAUCACUUACCCAAUAGAUUCAUGGGUCAUAUCUAUCGCCCACAUCUCAAGCUUGCCACCAGAUCCAUCAACUUCCUUAAAUGGAAAUAAUUGCCUGCUAGCAAUGGUUGUUCGUUCAGUUAAAUUCAUGUGCAUCUUCCAGCCACGCUAAAUAUUUCAUACAUAUUGGGGGAGUUUAUCCAAUGAGGAUCCCGAUUUCUAGGUUUUUCCCUCUGGGAUUUGAACGUAUUGAAGAAAACUAGAGGUGUUGAGGUUUGGUUCCGGUCCGAACCGGAAAAGACCGGCCGGCCCAAAGCGGUCCGUCGCGCUUCAAAAUUCAAAUCGGCACACCCCUCAGGGAGCCGUUGGCGGUUGUCUACGUUCACUCCUUUAAAAGGUACCCCCACCCCAACAAAACUAACCUCACCGAUUAGAGUGGGGUGAGCCUGACGUGAAAAGGGGUGACCACCGAUGAGAGUGGGGUGAGAUUAGUAAUCUUCACCCAAAUAUUCAUACGCCACCUGUCAAAGUCUUCUACACCCCCGAAACGCAACCUAUUCUCGAACCUCUCGAUGCCCGGUGUCAAGUCACUAUUCUCACCCCCACGGAGCUAAAUCUGCCGCCGUCUUCCAAAUCAGCGGGGAGGGACGUUAUCAGGUGGGGCCCACUGGCGCCGAACGACCAACCACAGAAGGGAGGAAGUGAGAGAGAUAAUAGGGAGAGAGGAGGGAGAGGAGAGAGAGAGAGAGAGAGGUGGGGUGGAGGAAUCGCAUGGCUCCACCAACGGUCGUUUGACUCCACUAUUUUUCUGGCUUUUGUCGUUCGAAUUCGAAACUAUCUAAGAAGGCGGCCAGGGGGUGGCGGCUGUUCUCCGCGGCGGCGGCGGGGGGUACUCUGAUCCGGUGCUUCUUCCUCGACUGCCGAUGGGAGACGCAGCUUGCGUCGCACAGAGCUUCUGUCAGCCUCCUGCGGCUGCUGAUCGGGAGGAGGAGGUGAGAAAGGAAGAGGAGGAUCCACAGAUUACUUUCCCUGCUUUUUUUUCCCGAUUUUGUAAGCAUUCGACGGCGCUACUGAUCCUGGCGAUUGUGAUCUCUGUUCCUUCAAGGAGUUCCGAUGAUGGAAUCGAUUGAGUUCUUCCUUCGAUCUCUGACCCAGCGUUUGAAAGGCAUCGAUUGUUUCGGUUCGUCCGCUGAUUCUUAUUAUUUCGUCCUUCGAUCCCCCGCCGAUCUCGUGGUUUCGUCUCCAUCUUCAGCAAGCUUGUCAUCUUUUUUAGGGUUUGAUCUUGUUUUUGUUCCAGUGCUGUCGCGCCUUGUUGAUCCCCGCAACUGAAACCCUAAUUUACCUGUCCUUGCGGCAGGAGAGCUCAUUCCCCAGGUUAGAGGGCUCCAUCUCCUUUGGAAGAUACGUCUCCGAAUCCUUGGACUGGGGGAAGUGGUCGUCCUUCCGCCAGAACAGGUACAUCGAGGAGGCCGAGAAGUCCUCAAAGCCAGGCUCCGUCGCGCAGAUGAAGGCGCACUUCGAGGCCCGCUUCAAGAGGAUCGCCGCCAUGAAGGCCGCUGCUCAGGCCGAGCAGGCAAGCUCCACUUUGGCACCUGGUGGCAGAGAAGAAGAAGAAGCCGCCUCCAUGGAUCCGGCUUCGGUCAAUCCUCAGCCGGCCCAAUUUCAGAUCGAAGCGGCGGCCGGCGCCAUGGAGCCAGAACCUGAGGCGGCCUCUUCUCCCCGGGAGCAGAGCUCUCCGGCGACUGGAAGGAGGGAAGAAGGCUGCCGAAUGGGGAAGGAUGAAGAUCAGACCGCCAGUAGAGAGCCUUCACCAAAGACCUUACCCCCAGACGGCGAAAUCAGAACAAAAGGAGACGGCAUCCUCGUGGUAGCUCAGUCAAGAGCAAUGAAUGGAGAUGAGGAGAAUCAAGGCGACAGCGGCGUCUCCGAUUCGGCCCCGAGAAGAAGCAGCCAAGCCAUGAAACCGCCGCUGCAAGUGCGAACUCUGCAUCUCCUUUCUGAUCUUCUCUUCUUCUGGUCCGAACUGGUGAAGACUAACUCACGGCAUUCUUCAGGAGAGCUCUGCUGCCAAUCGGGAAGUUCCAGCUUCGGGUUCGAAGGGGAAGAAGCAGAGCCGCUUCAUCUCUUCGAAAUGGCCGCCGUUGUUCGGACAGGCUCCCACUGCGUCGUCACCUUCGUCCUCGACCCCGAGAAACCCUAGGAAGGAAAAUCCUUCGAAUCAGAGCGGCAAGAGGUCCUCGAAGGAUCCAGUUUCCAAGUAUCCACGGAUAGCCAAGGAAACCCCGCCACCUUCGGCAGCGAGAACCGCUCCUGCAGACGAGAAAAAUGGGGAGUCAAACCCUAACCUGAUUUCUCCGGGGAGAUCCGACUCCCCCAUGAACCUGCUGAAGACCCCAACCAGGGUACGCUUCUCGCUGAAGACCUUCUAUCGAUCUCCUUCUGAUCUGACGAGAGCUCCUGCUCGAUCUGUUCAUCUUGCAGUCUCCUACGGCUAGAAUCGCCCCACAAUCAGAAGCCAGAAGGUAGAACCCCUUUAAUCUCAGGCCUCCAUGGAUGGACCAACCAUCAGAACCAACCAGCCUGAGUCAUUUCCUGAAGCUUUCAAAUCUCCCUAAUGCUUUCUGAUCCAACUCCCCGCAGGACGGGCACGCCUUCUCAACCCAGUAGUAAAAAAGUUAACGUCGUGAGCCAAUCGGUUUCAACCAGGUGCGUUCUUGCUGCUCUCGUGGGUCUGAUCUCGCGGCAUUGUAGAAUCGAAUUCCCCUCUUGAGAUGCUUCUGAUGAUUCAAAGUGAAAACCUAGAUCAGACCCUGCUGAAUUUUUUUUGUUUUCCUGAUGGCAGCUGCUGGAAAUCUUCAAGCAGCGUCUGGAGGAGGCCCGCCCAGGUUGUGUGCUCUCCCUUCAGAUUCAGGAGCGAUGAGAGGGCGGAGAAGAGGAGAGAGGCAAGCCCUGUAACAGCACCACAGCUACUCCAUAUCAAGUUUUUCUUCACCGUUUUUGCAGAAAUCCUCUUGAAUCUCAUGAAGAUUGAGAUCCGCAGAAAUAUUCCUUUUUAUAUAUAAUUUUUGGGUAGAUUGGAAGUUUAUCAUGCAUAUUUUAAGAUCACAUUUUGAUGAUAAUAUGUUCAUGGAGAGCGGAAUCUAUUUUCACAGAUUCAUAUGAAAUAACAUUAGUCGAAGGUCCAUUAUUCUAGGUCCAUAGCACAUAUCGAAUGCAUUUAUGAAGAAAUAAUUCAUUAUUUGCAGUUUUUUCUUGAGCUCGAAAAGAAGCUCGAUGCUGAGAAGUUGGAGAGCCAAUCGAAGGCCAAGGUCAACGCCGAGCUCUGGUUUCUUCCAGUUUUCGUUGACUUUAGAUCUGAAUGUCAUUAUUUUGGGCAGGAAAUAGCCGAAAAUGAACUGAAGAAGCUACGGCAGGGCCUAGGGUUCAAGGCGAGACCAAUGCCAGGAUUCUAUCGGGGGACUGAGCCCCCAAAGAAUGAGAUCAAGAAGGUAUCUUUUUCCUUCUAAGGAUAAGAUGGGUUAAUUUUUGUUUACUAGAUUCUUAUAGGGUUGACUCUAUUUCUCUGAGACUGUUCUUCUUAUCUCCGCUUGACAUUACUCUUAUCCAAAAGUCAGAUUUCUCUAAUCCACCGUGAACAAUGAAUUAAUUUAUUUAAUUUCACAAUGAUUGCUAGUAGAACACUGCUUAGGAUCAGCUGUGUUGGAACUCGAGCUGUUUUACUUUUUUAGUUAGCAUACGCGGUUUGACUCUCCACGACCAUAUGUUAAAAGUCAACCCUUAUUAGAUGAUGAUUUUAGGUUGUAAAUGCCGAUUGAGCCCAUUCCAUGAUGACUUUUUUUAUUUUUUUAGUUAGCCAAUUUUUUAUCUGGUCUUCGCCGACACUGACUUGUGUUUUCAGUCAACAUGUGAUAAAAGUCAACCCUUUAGCAUUAUUUUAGACUUACGGACUCUUCAUCAGCAUUACGUCUUCAGGGUUUUCGUCAGGCAGAGCUAAAAAAAUGUCAAAAAAGUCAAACCUUUGAUUCGUCCUUCCUGACCACAGCUGCCAAAAGACCUUCCCUUUUUUUAUUUUUCUUUUUUACCCCUGUAGGUUCCGGCAACUCGUCCUCAAUCUCCUAAACUCGGAAGAAGAGGUGAUGAUCCUCCAGAGGCUUCUCCCAGAAGCUGCUUUCCUUCUCUGAGAUCAGCUUCUUUGGCGAGGAAGUGCGGCUCCCCCAGCUUGGGCUCGGGCAACAAGAAGAAGGACAAGCAGCUUGAGCUAGGAUCGAGCUCUUCUCGCUCCUCCCCAUGGAAGGAGAAGUAG
Molecule: messenger RNA, 5174 nt
Organism: Spirodela intermedia
Lineage: Eukaryota; Viridiplantae; Streptophyta; Magnoliopsida; Alismatales; Araceae
Source: the annotation of a GenBank genome assembly